Molecule: messenger RNA, 893 nt
Organism: Peromyscus maniculatus bairdii (prairie deer mouse)
Lineage: Eukaryota; Metazoa; Chordata; Mammalia; Rodentia; Cricetidae
Source: RefSeq, a predicted model, not a curated record
AUGGCGGAGCGCAGGGAACUCGAUCUGACUGGCGCCAAACAGAACACCGGCAUGUGGCUGGUCAAGGUUCCUAAAUACUUGUCCCAGCAAUGGGCUAAAGCUCCCGGAAGAGGUGAAGCUGGGAAGCUGAGGAUUGCGAGGAAUCAAGGGAGGACUGAGGUAUCUUUUACUUUGAAUGAGGAUCUUGCAAAGAUUCAUGAUAUCGGUGGGAAACCAGCUUCAGUCAGUGCUCCUAGAGAACAUCCAUUUGCCUUGCAAAGUGUUAGAGGACAGACAUUAACAGUGUUUACCGAGAGCUCCUCAGGUAAACUGUCAUUGGACGGAAUAGUGGUACAGAGAGCCGAAUGCCGACCUGCUGCCAGCGAAAGCUACAUGAGGUUAAAGAGAUUGCAAAUACAAGAGUCUUCCAAACCUGUAAGGCUGUCACAGAAGCUGGACAAAGUUGUCACGACCAAUUACAAGCCUGUCGCUAACCAUCAGCACAAUAUUGAACACGAAAGGAAGAAGAAGGAAGAUGGAAAGCGAGUUCGGGCAGACAAACAACACGUCCUAGACAUGCUGUUUUCAGCCUUUGAGAAACAUCAGUACUAUACUCUUAAGGACUUGGUGGACAUCACAAAGCAGCCUGUGGGAUACCUGAAAGAAAUCUUGAAAGAAAUUGGCAUUCGGAAUGCAAAGGGGAUUCACAAAAAUACCUGGGAGCUGAAGCCAGAGUACAGGCAUUACCAAGGAGAAGAGAAGAGUGGCUGAGAAAGUGUCCUGAACAGUGAGAGGCCGCCGGCAGCCAGCGGCUCACACCACACUGACCUCCUGCGGGACAGCACCGGCUACAGUUCUGCAGUUCCUCUCAGGAAACUGUUAAAGCUGGCAUUCCUUCCAUAAGUUUUUCAAGG